AUGGCGCUCAACGGUUCUGGCGUUUACCACCGCACCCGAGAGCACGAAGUAGAAGACGCCUCAAGCAUCACCAAAAACUUCCUUGCCGAAUCAUGGAGAUCCUGGCCCAACGAAGCUGCCUUUGACCGCCUUGAAGAACAUCGAGGUCCUCUGCGUCUCACCAUCAAAGGAUCCAUCCCUUCCUGGGCCGCUGGUACACUCUACCGUACCGGCCCAGGUCAAAGCCGCGUGGAAGACACAGCUCGCGGAACACAUUUUACAACACACUGGUUUGAUGGAUUUGCCCAGACACAUCGCUUCGACAUUGUACCCUCUGAAGAUGGCGAGACGCAAGUGUGGUAUUCGUCAAAACGACAGUCAGAUGAAUGGGUCACUGAUGUCAAGAAGAAAGGAUGGCGGUCGGGCAUGACCUUUGGUCAAAGGGCCGAUCCUUGUGUUGGAAUCUUUGCAAAAAUCAUGACUAUCUUUGAACCAAAGCUGGGAAACCACAAUGUUGCCCUUUUGGCUAACAUCCCUGGUGUGCUGGAUGACGAGAAAGAGGUAGACGAGAAAGCAAAUGGUAUCACUGGCCCUCUUGGGCAUCGUGUGAACAAUCUCUUCGUUGCAACAGACUAUUCUGGAAUGCGUCGAAUCGACCCAUCUACUCUCGAACCUCUGGGAGAGACCACGCAGAGCCAUCUUCACCCUUCUCUCAGCGGUCCCUGUUCAUGCGCCCACGCCCAGCGCGAUCCCGUCUCAGGAGACUUGUUCAACUUCAACCUCGCCUUUGGCCGGGUACCUACCUAUCGAAUCUUUCGAGUCGAUGCUGCCUCAGGAAAGACUGAGAUUCUUGCUACAAUUUCUGAUGUCAAUGCUCCUCCUGCGUAUAUGCACAGUUUCUUCCUUAGCGAAAACUACGUCAUCUUGUGCAUACCUGCAUCGCAAUUUGCAUGGAGAGGACUCAAGACGCAAUGGGAGGGUAAUAUUAUCGAUUCAAUGAAACCGUUUGACAAAAACAGAGAUUGCAAGUGGCUCGUGGUUGACCGGCGACAUGGAAAGGGGCUUGUGGCAACUUUCUCAACACCAGCUGCCUUCUUCUUCCAUAGCAUCAACGCAUUCGAAGAAAAGGUCAAAGAUGAACAAGGCAAUGAGCGUACACAGCUCUUUGUCGAUUUUGCAAAGUACGACAACAUGGACAUUAUCAAGGGUUUUUACUACGAUGUUAUCAUGGACCGUAACGACGCUACUAAGAAAUACUGGUUCGAGAACGAACGCUACAAGAACUGCGCACCGACUCUUACAAGAUAUUCUUUCACCCUGCCUCUGGAUCCUACGCCUGAUAUGUCUUUUGCAUCUAAAGGUGAACAAACCCUCUCCAUUCUCAGCCCACAUACAGGCGAACUUCCUUCCAUUCACCCCAUGCGCGUUGGCAAACCCUACCGCUACGUCUACAGCGCUGCAUUGCGUGGUAUGUCAACCAUAUUGGAUUCGCUAGUCAAAACAGAUUUGAAGACAGGCGAUGCGCUGCUAUGGUCGGGACCCCGAGGCCACACGCCUGGAGAGCCUGUCUUUGUUCCCAGACCGGGAGCAGAGGACGAGGAUGAUGGAGUAAUUUUUAGUUUGAUCGUUGACGGAGGCGCCGAAACAGCGUAUAUCGUAUGCUUGGACGGCAAGACGAUGGAAGAAAUGGGAAGGGCAGAAGCUGAUUUUGCCAUUGGACAGGGAUUCCAUGGCAUUCAUAUACCCGCCGCUUAG
Fusarium pseudograminearum CS3096 is the source of this 1734-nucleotide messenger RNA. RefSeq lists its product as uncharacterized. NCBI's taxonomy places the organism in Eukaryota, Fungi, Ascomycota, Sordariomycetes, Hypocreales, Nectriaceae. The coding region runs from base 1 to 1734 and encodes 577 amino acids. The record is from RefSeq and is a predicted model, not a curated record. Gene Ontology annotation, biological process: carotene catabolic process. Gene Ontology annotation, molecular function: carotenoid dioxygenase activity. The transcript is spliced from 2 exons.